This is a messenger RNA of Contarinia nasturtii (swede midge), 3422 nucleotides long. It is a transcript of the gene Sas-4, whose product is annotated as centromere protein J. The transcript has 3 exons. Gene Ontology annotation, biological process: cilium assembly; centriole elongation. The coding region runs from base 79 to 3174 and encodes 1031 amino acids. Gene Ontology annotation, cellular component: centrosome; centriole; nucleus. The record is from RefSeq and is a predicted model, not a curated record. Lineage: Eukaryota; Metazoa; Arthropoda; Insecta; Diptera; Cecidomyiidae. Gene Ontology annotation, molecular function: tubulin binding.
UUAUUUCAGGAUUUAUUUUAUCAAAUUGUCUUUUUUAUGUGAACUAUUGUAAAUUUGUGAAUGUGAAAUGUAUUAAAAAUGACAACAAAUGAUAUAUCUUUGUUCAACUCGAGUGUGUCAACGGUAGAUGGAAAUUUAAAUGCAAACAAUAAUGAUAUAAACAAUGAUCUGAACGAUGAAAGCGUGAUAUUGGCUCAAUUAAAUGAAUUGCGACAGUGGCAAGAAUCGCAACGAAAAUGUUUGGCUGAAAGUCAAUUAGAUCAGCAGAAAAUGUUGCAGUUGGAAAAGCAAAAACUAUAUGCGAUGUUUGGAUUGAGUGGUGAUGAGUCCAGUCUACAGGACAUUGGUUCUGGUUCGCUUGAAUCGAGUUUUGGCUUUCGUCAACAGCAUCAAACACCACAAUUGAUUAAAUCACCAAAAACGUCAUCAAUCGAAAACAAACCAUUGUUGACACCACUCGAAUUGAGCUCACCGUCCAUGAAUCAAUUGCAAAAAAUCAUCGAAAAUCUAGCGAUCCAUUCACCAGCACUUAAUGUCAAUACGGUGACGGAGGAGAUGGCUCAAAUACCCAAACGACCGUAUUUGAAACGCGGCGAAGGAUUAAAGAAUCGCUUUAAAGUUGAUCCAAAUGCUUUUCGCUUGGAUAAUCUGCCAAAAUAUAAAUACGCACGGCGGAUGCAAAAACAUGCGCAAUCGCAACAAUCACGUAAACAACGUCAUCAGGAAAUCACAACAAAUGAUACAUUAGCAUCAUUGAAUGCAGACGUUGGGGUAGUUGAAACAUUCGAAGGACAACAAAACAACACACACGACGGUGGAUACAAACAUAAUACUAGAGAAAAAACCAGGAAAUUGAAAGAGACAGCGAAACGCCCAAAUCCACGAACAGUGUCACUGAAGUUAAAACCAAACAAAAUCACACAAUGCAAAGGAAAUUCGUCGUCUGUAUUACACAGCGAUGUGAAUAAACCAUUACAUCACCGCAAUCAAGAUGUUUUGCAGAGUGCGAAUGGAAUAGAGCAAGCAUCCAUUGUACCGAUUAGUGCCAAUUUUUUGUCACCGACCACGAAAUUCUUGCUGGACACACCGACCAAAGAACGCGUACGAUUGCAACAAGACGAAAUAAAUGAAUUAAAACAAUUUGUGCAGCUCGAAGAGGAUUUUAAUCAAACGAACGGUGCAUUAGAAAUGGAGAGAUCUAGACGUGAUGAUAAUGUGGUGGUAAAAUUUAAAGUUGGUGUGAACAUAUCGCCAAAGCAUUAUAUGGCCAAUCAAAAUUUUGGCGAUAUUGAAGAAGAGGACGAAGACGAAGAGAAUGUACACCAUAGUAUUAGCAGUGAUAGUAGCAUGGGCGAUGAAUCGAAACACGUACGUUUUCAUUCGAAAGCAAUAGCCAUUGAAAAAGUCGACCAAAGUCAAUUGAUUGAAAGUAUAUACGAUGUGCCACGAACAUCCAGUCCAAAUGGCAAAACAACCGAUUCAUUUCAAAAAUUCAAAGAAAAACUCUUUGAUCGCCGACUGAAGCAAAAAUUCCAGAAUCGAUUGAGUGUGGCCAAAGAUUUUGAAAUUUCCGAUUUGAAUUCAAACAAAAGUGAUCAUGAGGAUGGCACCGAUGGCGAAGAAAGUGCACUUGCAACGGCAAUCGAUUUCAAUGAAACACAUGAUGGCGAAGCAAAAACCCAAUUACAACAGCGAAUGAUCAGUUUGGAAAAAGAGAUACAAUCGUUUCGCGAACAAAAUUCUGAGCUCACCAAAUUGAUUCGUGAAUACGAUAGGAUUCGUUUAACAUUUGAUGAAGAGUGUCGUGCUUCGCAGGAGCGCAUGGAAAAUGAACGUAUAAAUUUUGAGAUGUAUAUGCAUGAACAACGCUUGAAAAUGCUCGAUGAAAAGGCCAAAUGGGAGAAGAAAAUGAAAGAGGGGCGUGCCAUAACACAAACCGAAAAAGAUGAACUGGCACGUUUACGUGAAAAAUGUUCGAACCAUGAGGCCGAAAUUGGUGCACGCGAACAAAAACAUGUAGCUGCUCAAGGUCGAAUUCGGGCACAACUGCGGAAUGUUGAAAAGGAUUUGAAAGAGGCUCGAUUUGAAGUGGAACAAUUGCAACGUGAAAAUAAAAAAUUGGAAGCGGAAAAUAUGCGAUUGAGACGACAAAGCAAUAGCAAAGUUUUGCAUGAAAUCAAUAAAAGUAUUUCGAAAUUGGCACACACGAACGAUGGUCGUGAUAAUCAACAGCAUGAAAAUGCCAAGGAUGCCGCAAAUGAGAAGCCUGUCAAACGAGUGGUGAAAAAGUGCUCAAAUAUGAAUGCACAUAAAACCGUUGUGGCCAAAGUAACAUGCCACCGCGAACCAUUGAAGGGGAAUCAAAUGCGCUCGAAAAGUGUGCCAAAUUUACAGAGUGAAAUCGACGAAAAAUAUUCGUAUGAAUUGUGCUCAAAUCAAUCGGAAGGUGAUGGUGAUGGCAGUGAAUGUUCAACAUCGCACGAUGAUAAAUCGAAUUAUUUUUCAAAAGCAAACAAUAAACACACCGAAGAUGAACGUGAAUUUGAUAAAGGUGUGUCUGGUAGAUGCGAUGAAUCGGACAGUUUGAACACUACAUCGAUGAAACGUAUCAUUGAUAAUCCGGACGGUAGCAAAGACGUUUGGUAUCAAAAUGGAAAUUUAAAGAAAAUAUCAGCCGAUGGAAUGUGCAUUCGUAUGUUAUACUUUAACAAGGACAUUAAAGAAACCGAUAUUAAAGAAGGAAUUGUCAAGUACUAUUAUAGUGAAACAAAUACAUGGCAAACUACGUAUUUAGAUGGUUUGGAAAUAUUCGAAUAUCCAGAUGGUCAAACGGAACAUCGCCACAAAGAUGGCAAAGUGGAAAUUUAUUUUCCAAAUGGUACAGUCCGAAUCACAAAUCCAAAUAGAGAACAACAGGAAGGAAUUAAAGAAGAAUGGAAAUAUGCAGAUGGUUCGAAUGCCAUUCAAAUGACCAAUGGUGAACGUAUCCUGAUGCUACCGAAUGGACAACGUGAAGUCCAUGCAAACGGUCACAAACGCCGAGAAUAUCCUGAUGGUACGGUGAAGAUUGUUUAUCCGGACGGCUCAACCGAAACACGAUACUCCAAUGGACGUGUCCGUUUGAAGAACAAAGACGGAAAACUCAUCAUGGACUCAGAAACAAUUUCAAUUUAAGAUAUUCGAAAAUAAAAAGAAAUCAUUGUCAUGCUACACAUAAUUUAUAUGAAACCUAUUUAGAUUUAGUGUUAAAAAAGCAUCCAUAGAUGUCAAAUAUAUGUAUACACGCACACACACAUUCAACGAUGACUAUGAUGUGGACUUGUUCUGAUUGAGAAUCAAAAUAUGUAUUGAUAUAAAAUAUUUUUGUUGUUGUUGUGCAAUUCACAAAAUAAAAUACACCCAGAUUUUAACAAUUUUCAUUU